UCAUCAACACCAAGAAGGAUUAUUUCACCUGGUACGUUAUCAGAGUCUUGCAGGGAAAACGAAAAACCUCCCUCGCUUUCUUCGUCUUCGUCCUCCACGUUGAAGCUUCCAAGAAAGUUCAUCUUCUCGUGUCAUCGAAACCCAAUAAGUUGCUCUGUUUGUAAAAAAGUUCACAAGAAUCGUUGGAAAAAAUUUCCUUUGUUUAUAGGGGGAUUGGGUUUCUUCCGGAUCAUUUUAUUUUUAUGUCUCCAUCGAAGCUGAUGAAAUUGAUAGGUGGUUGACUGGUUGUAUUUAUGAUCGAUCUUUGUUUGAAUUUCAUCUCAAAUUCUCCGUCUCUGUUGUUGAUUAAUGGAUAAUUAUGAUCCAUAUAGACAACCGAACCCUUACCCUUACCACUAUCCUUACCCACCUCCUCCAAAUCAUGGAUACCCACCCCCCAGUGCAGAUCCAUACCAAACCCACCCAUAUCUAUAUCAAUAUCAUUCACCACCAGCUUACCCCUAUUCACCACCCCCAUACGCAUCAGCACCACCACCACCAACAGCCUCUCAUUCGGGCCCUUUAGACUACCAGCACCGUCCACCAUCUCCAUCAACAAGCUCCCAUUCAGGCCCUUUAGAGUAUCACCACCAUCAAUCACCACCUCAUUCAGGGCCCAUUCCCUAUCAGUAUCCAUACCCACCUGCCACGGUACCUUCACCGACCCUUCAACACCAUGACAGUUUCCAUUACGGAUCGCCCCAUCACCCAUAUCAACAAGACUCUGGCAUAUACCCACCUCCUGACAGCAAUUCGCAAGUGCCUGCUAGGGUUGAUAGUCUAUCUGGUCAUUAUCGCCACGAAAGUUGGAGUUAUGUAGCAUCUGGGUCACCCAAUUCACAGUCUACUUUAUAUCCACCUAUCGAUGAGCUUUUGAGUAAUGUGCAUAUAUCUGGAGAUAAACCCACCGUCCCUGCAUCGCCCCCUACGCCUUCUGCAGCACAAUUGCAGCAUUCACCUCAAGUUAACCACAGUUCUAGUCUGAGUCUUGAUGGUGGAAGGAAUUUUUAUGGGUAUUCCAAUGACUCAUUUUCAAGUAAUUGUGAAGGACCUUUCUUGGGUCGGCCUGCUUCAUCCAAUCACUCUGCAUAUGCCCAUUCAGGCUCCUUUAGUGGAUCACAACAUAGCCAGAGUACGCAGAUUGUGCCAUUUCAGAAUAAUAAGGGGUCUCUGAAGGUCUUGCUGUUACAUGGAAAUUUAGAUAUUUGGGUUUAUGAUGCAAAAAAUCUUCCAAACAUGGAUAUGUUUCAUAAGACUUUGGGAGACAUGUUUAAUAAAUUGCCAGUGAAUGUGAGCUCCAAAAUUGAAGGGCACGUGAUCAAGAUUACCAGCGAUCCAUAUGUUUCGAUUUCAGUUGCAGGCGCUGUUGUUGGUAGGACUUUUGUGAUUAGCAAUGAUGAAAAUCCUAUUUGGACACAGCACUUCCAUGUUCCUGUUGCACAUUAUGCUCCUGAAGUGCAUUUUGUUGUUAAAGACAGUGAUGUUGUGGGAUCGCAGUUGAUAGGAGUAGUUGCAAUCCCAGUUGAACAGAUAUAUUCAGGGUCAAAAAUUGAGGGAAUUUACCCUAUCCUGAACAAUAGUGGAAAGCCCUGUAAGCCUGGAGCUGUCUUGAGGCUUUCAAUUCAGUACAUACCAAUGGAGAAUUUGAGCAUUUACCAUGAAGGAGUAGGGGCAGGUCCUGACUAUUUUGGAGUUCCUGGCACAUAUUUCCCUCUUAGAAAAGGUGGAAUGGUGACUCUUUAUCAAGAUGCCCAUGUUCCUGAUGGCUUUCUUCCAAAUCUGAAACUCGAUCAUGGGAUGCCUUAUGUGCAUGGGAAGUGCUGGCAUGAUAUUUUUGAUGCAAUUCGCCAGGCCAAGCGUUUAAUCUACAUUACAGGGUGGUCUGUGUGGCACAAAGUUAGACUUGUUAGGGAUGCUGAUGCUGGUUAUGCAACAGAUUGCACCUUAGGGGAUCUACUGCGGUCGAAGUCCCAGGAAGGAGUAAGAGUGCUACUUCUUGUUUGGGAUGACCCUACUUCAAGGAGCAUUUUGGGACUUAAGACGGAUGGAAUCAUGGCAACCCAUGACGAGGAAACACGCCGCUUUUUCAAACACUCAUCUGUUCAAGUGCUGCUUUGUCCCCGUAUUGCUGGAAAACGACAUAGCUGGGUCAAGCAAAGGGAAGUUGGAACUAUCUAUACACACCAUCAGAAAACUGUGAUUGUUGAUGCUGAUGCCGGGAAUAAUCAACGAAGAAUCAUAGCUUUUGUUGGUGGACUUGAUUUAUGUGAUGGACGGUAUGAUACUCCACAGCAUCCUAUAUUAAGGACGCUGCAAACAGUACAUAAGGACGACUAUCAUAACCCUACUUACCAGGGUAACACCAAUGGUUGUCCUAGAGAACCUUGGCAUGACUUGCACUGCAAAAUCGAUGGUCCUGCAGCUUAUGAUGUUCUCACAAACUUUCAGGAUCGCUGGUUGAAAGCUGCAAAACCUAAAGGGAUCAAAAAACUGAAAAUGUCAUAUGAUGAUUCAUUGCUUAGGAUAGAAAGAAUACCAGACAUUUUGGGUGUAUCCGAUGUUCCCUGUGUCAGUGAGAAUGAACCUGAAGCUUGGCAUGUCCAGAUCUUUCGUUCUAUUGAUUCAAACUCUGUUAAAGGGUUCCCAAAGGAUCCAAGAGAAGCAACAUAUAAGAACCUUGUUUGUGGGAAGAAUGUACUGAUAGACAUGAGCAUACAUACAGCAUAUGUGAAAGCCAUUCGCGCUGCCCAGCACUUCAUUUACAUUGAGAACCAGUAUUUCAUUGGGUCCUCAUACAAUUGGAGUUCUUAUAAAGACUUAGGUGCUAAUAAUUUGAUUCCAAUGGAAAUCGCUCUUAAAAUAGCUGAGAAGAUUAGAGCGAAUGAGAGAUUUGCUGCAUAUAUUGUUGUCCCAAUGUGGCCCGAAGGUGCUCCAACUGGUGCUGCAACACAAAGGAUUCUAUUUUGGCAGCACAAAACUAUGCAAAUGAUGUAUGAGACCAUUUACAAGGCUUUAGUGGAGGUCGGGCUUGAGGGUGCUUUCUCGCCACAAGAUUAUUUAAACUUCUUCUGUCUUGGUAAUCGUGAGGGUGUGGAUGGAUAUGAUGCUUCAUCUGUGGGAAGUCCUCCAGCUGCAAAUACUCCUCAGGCACUCGGUCGAAAAAACCGACGAUUCAUGAUUUAUGUUCACUCAAAGGGGAUGAUAGUUGAUGAUGAGUACGUAAUAUUGGGGUCUGCAAACAUCAAUCAGCGUUCCAUGGAGGGCACGAGAGAUACUGAAAUUGCAAUGGGAGCUUACCAACCUCACCAUACCUGGGCACGGAAACAAUCCAAUCCUCAUGGACAGAUCUAUGGCUAUAGGAUGUCACUUUGGGCAGAGCAUGUGGGAACUAUUGAGGACUGCUUCACUCAACCUGAGAGCAUUGAAUGUGUAAGAAGAGUGAGAACAAUCGGCGAAAUGAACUGGAAACAAUUUGCAGCUGAUGAGGUGGCUGAACUGAGGGGACACAUGCUGAAGUACCCCGUUGAAGUUGAUCGAAAGGGGAAGGUGAGACCUCUUCCUGGAUGUGAAACAUUUCCGGAUGUGGGAGGAAAUAUAAUAGGGUCAUUCCUUGCCAUUCAGGAGAAUCUAACCAUCUGAAAAUUCACAAUCCAAUUUUGUUGUCUUUUCAAUUCAAGUGGAGGAAAUACAAUUGUGUGUUCUGUACAGUUAUGGAAAGUCUUGGCCCACGGGAAUGUGUAAUCUUGUUCUUGGGCAUUGUACAUUGUCAUGAGCCCCUAAUAUUUAUAGAUUUUUCAUCAUGCAUAUCUAUCUGACCACAGGUGUAUUUAUAUCUUCUACCAUACCUGGAACAAAAGCAUUGUGCUUAUAUUAUAGAAGAACAGAUACAGGUUGAUGACUUUAGUGUAAUGCCAUGCUUUUCCUUUAUCAUUUA
Messenger RNA from Tripterygium wilfordii, 3973 nucleotides. RefSeq names its product phospholipase D beta 1-like. Lineage: Eukaryota; Viridiplantae; Streptophyta; Magnoliopsida; Celastrales; Celastraceae. The record is from RefSeq and is a predicted model, not a curated record. The transcript is spliced from 11 exons. Gene Ontology annotation, cellular component: plasma membrane. Gene Ontology annotation, biological process: phospholipid catabolic process. The coding region runs from base 349 to 3678 and encodes 1109 amino acids. Gene Ontology annotation, molecular function: D-type glycerophospholipase activity.